Molecule: messenger RNA, 1580 nt
Organism: Trifolium pratense (red clover)
Lineage: Eukaryota; Viridiplantae; Streptophyta; Magnoliopsida; Fabales; Fabaceae
Product: COP1-interactive protein 1-like
Exons: 4
Coding region: 124-1401 (425 amino acids)
Source: RefSeq, a predicted model, not a curated record
UUCUUUUCAACUCUCACAGUUGAAGCCUUGAAGAAGCUAUUUGGUGUCACAUUUUGGAUUCGAUCAGAUCAUCUUAAUCUGCUUUCAAACUCAAAUUACCCACUAGCUAAGAAAUUGGAGAAGAUGGCGGAAAUUGACAUUGUUCCUGAAACAGAAAUGGAAGACAAAGUAAAAGCGAUAUUGAAACUUAUCAAAGAUGGCGAACUUGAUAUGGAUGGCACACCGGAAGAAAUUUUGAAGAGGGAACCGCUUGCUGAAUUGGUUAAAAUUUGUGAAGAGAAACUGGCACAGAAGAAUUGGUUAAAAUUUGCUGAAUUUGUGAAGAAACUGGAGAAUGAGAUCAGUCAACUGGCACAGAAGAAUUUGGUGCAAGAAGAAGAAUUAGGUAAGUUGAAGAAAGAAUUAACAGCGAGAACAAAAAAAUGCUCUGCACUCCAACGUAAGCUUAAUACGGCAGAGAAAGAUGCUUCAGGAGACAAAGCCAAAGUUGAAAAUCUGGAAAAGGACUUGCUUUCCUUGAAGACAACAAAAGAAGAAUUGGAGCUCAACUGUGAAAAACUCGGAGAAGAACGUCAGAAACUCAUAAAAGAACAUGCACAAACCCUCAAAUUUUUUGAGGAUGAAAAUAAUGAAUUAGCCAGCGAAAUAGUGGAUCUUCAGAGAACAUUGAAAGAACAGGAAGAUGCACAUCAGAAGUUGAAUGAAGAAUAUAAACAAGUUGACAGUAAGUUUAAUGAAUGCAAGGUCAACCUUGAAGUUGCAAACAGAAAGAUUGAAGAAAAGGAAGAAGAGCUUCGUGAAAGCAUUGCAUCAAAAGAUCAGAUUGUAACUGAUUUGGAACAUCAAGUUGAAGACCUGAAAAGAGACCUGGGAGAGAAAAGGGAUGAGACCAGAACUUUGCUUGAGAAUGUCAGGAAUCAUGAGGAAAAUCUUCGCCUGUCAAACCAAAAGCUCCGGGACACUGAACAAUUGCUAAGUGAAAAGGAAGAGGUCUUUAGAAAGGCGGAAGAAAAGCUUCAGCAAGUUCAGAGAGAACUUGAAGAUAGGAAUGCUACUGAAGUGUGUGUCGACAGUGUGAAAAUUGGGAUAGAUACUGUGAGCAAGAAGUUUUCUGAUGACUGCAAUAAUUUUGACCUUGAGAAAUCCAUUGCAAACAUCUCUCGUGAGCUUCAGGAUGUAAAAGAACAUGUCAGUGAGGUGAAUAGUGAAAAGGAGAAGUUACAGAAUGAUAAUAAGCUUUUGUUGGAGGAGCUGCGGGGUAAAGAGGAACACAAAUUAACUCUAAACGAGAAGGUUGAGAAGUUAGAGAUCGAAUGCAAAAACAUGGAGGCCAUUAGGAAGCUCAGCUUGAAGAUUGUUGAUCUCACGGAAAUCCCAUCAAAGUCUGGCAGCAACUGUUGAUUGUGUUAGCUCUUUUCUUUGUAAUGCAGCUUUGUCAGUUAGGUAUAGUCAUGAUUUGACAUAUUAUUGGCUUAUUUUCCUGUGAAUUGAUUCUUUUGUCGUACAAACAUGAAUGUGUGUGUAUAAUUUGGAUUUUCCGGUAUCAUGAGCUGAGUUACAAGUUCUUUUCUUCUCUUGAA